AUGAAUCGGAUAAUCCUCGCUUGGAAGCGACAGCCUAUGCUCUGCUCAUACCGGGGACCUGGACUUGGAAGCACGAAUGUCCCCUUUGCAUGCUCGUGCCAAAUUCGCAAUGCCCACACCAGCGAACGAGGUCCUGCUUUCACCCAGAAAGACGAUGCCUUCAUCAUCCAACACAAGCACCAGAAAACGCCGGAGCGCGAGAUAGCUCGCCUUCUCGGCCGUCCAAGCGUCCUGGCUAUCAGGAAUCGCGUCAGAAAGCUGCGACAAGCCGGCGAGCUCUCACCAAAAGGGAGACCUGAUCCUGUCCUGUGGACUGCUGAAGAAGAUGCAACCCUGCUCGCCAUGAUAUUUGCUAGUGUGCCGUACACAGAGAUUGCAAGCCGGCUUGGCCGCACCAAAGUUGCCUGCCAGAAUCGCGAACGACACCUCGAGGUCAAAGCUUCUCCAUCCAAGGAUAGCCAUGACGUCGAUUUCUCCCAAGACGAAGGUGAGCAGCGCAAAGCUCAGCAUGCCCCCGACCAAGAUCCGCCCCACUCAAACGUGCCGACAAAUUCCAGCUGA
Molecule: messenger RNA, 561 nt
Organism: Lecanosticta acicola
Lineage: Eukaryota; Fungi; Ascomycota; Dothideomycetes; Mycosphaerellales; Mycosphaerellaceae
Source: the annotation of a GenBank genome assembly